Phyllotreta striolata is the source of this 1960-nucleotide messenger RNA. The record is from the annotation of a GenBank genome assembly. NCBI's taxonomy places the organism in Eukaryota, Metazoa, Arthropoda, Insecta, Coleoptera, Chrysomelidae.
AAAAUUCAUAUUACAAUCAGCUGUUUGUAAAUGUAAUUAAAUUUAAUUUUUGAUACGGUUUAUGAUAAUUUCACUUUAUCGAAUCUCUUUUAUUAUGUAAACAUACAUUGUUGUGAAAUAUCACUUGCUCAGCACAUACCGAUUUAUGGCCAGGCAAUAAGAAUUGUUAUUUGUCAUUGUUCAAAUUUUAUUGGAAGAGGAGAGUCCAAUAAAAUGGGUUUUAUAAACUUGAUAUUUCUUGCGUCCAUAAUUUCAGCAGGUUUAACUGCUGAAUUGCCCGUUUGGAGUUCUACGUAUUCCGUUAAAGGAGUUUUGGCGAUUCCUUAUGCUGAAAUUGUGGAGCCCUUUUCUGCUUGGUACGAUGGUCCUUCGAAACAAUCCCGUAUCGACUACUACGGGGACAUGGUGAAAACGUACCAAUUAGCAGGUGCUGAUUACGGUACAAGUUUGAAAAUAGCACCGAUCACAACUGAAUCGGAGAAUAAUGUCAGGACUUGUCUGCAAGUUAACGGCUCCGAGGAAAAUCCUAUCGCUACUCAAACAGUAUUACCCGAUCUUACUGGAUUCACGCUAGCCGGCAAGGAAGUGAUCGACGGACAAGAGACCGAAAAAUGGACGUUGAACCAAACCAUCGGGAACAAACUGAACAAAUACAGCCUUUGGAUAUUUUACAAACCGAAUCCUAACCAGCUCGAUUCCCAAAUAGCUGUACCAUUGAGAUACGAAAUGAGAGGUUUCAAUUCAUUAUUGGGAAGCCAUUACGAUCACUAUUACCUAGAAUAUAUUUCUUACGAUGUGGAUUCCAUUCCAGAAGAAACCUUCAAGAUUGAUCCCAACAUGAAGUGCAGUUCGUUCCCCGGACCGGGCGACAAGCACAUUUACACCUUCAAUCCCAUGGCGGAAUUCAUCAAGCCUGAGUACACCGGUCACCUGGAUUUCGAAUUCGACAAGUUCACCAACAAGCACCGAAAGCAAUACGAUAAUGAGGAGGAGCACGAUUUUCGCAAGGGACUCUUCCGGCAGAACAUCAGGUUCAUCCACGCGCACAACAGACAAAAUAAAGGUUACACUCUAACGGUGAAUCAUUUGGCCGACAAGUCUCCGUUAGAGCUGAAGGCUCUGCGCGGUAAAACGUAUUCCGGAGUUUAUAACGGCGGUAAACCGUUCCCUUACAAGGAUAUCGAUAGUUUCAGUGAAAAUUUACCCGAUCAGUGGGAUUGGAGAAUUUACGGUGCUGUUACGCCGGUCAAAGAUCAGUCUGUAUGCGGUUCCUGUUGGUCAUUUGGUACGAUCGGAACUAUAGAGGGAGCGAAUUUCCUGAAAACCGGGCAACUCAUGAGAUUAUCUCAACAGGCUCUUAUCGAUUGCUCUUGGGGGUACGGAAAUAACGGAUGCGAUGGAGGUGAAGACUUCAGAGCGUAUCAAUGGAUGCUUAAACACGGAGGUGUACCGACAGAAGAGGAUUAUGGACCGUAUUUAGGCCAGGACGGAUAUUGUCAUGCCGGUAAAGUACCCAAAGUUGCUAAAAUCACGGGCUGGGUAAACGUAACAAGCAACAAUGAGAACGCCUUGAGAUUGGCUAUCUUCAAACACGGGCCUAUUAGUGUUGCUAUAGACGCCGGUCACAGAACCUUCAGUUUCUACUCCAAUGGAGUUUACUACGAACCUAAAUGCGGUAAUAAGGAAGACGAGCUGGAUCAUGCUGUAUUGGCCGUCGGUUAUGGAACUCUAGGGGGACAAGAUUAUUGGCUGGUCAAAAACAGUUGGUCGAACUACUGGGGUAACGACGGGUACGUUUUAAUGUCCGCUAAAAAUAAUAAUUGCGGCGUCAUGACGACCCCAACGUACGUUACAAUGUAGAUUAACCGUUUAUUUUUUUUACUGCUUUAUGACUCUCUAUUAGUAUUAAGAGCCAAUUGAGAUCUGUACUUUUAAUAAUAAAUGCGUUGUUUUUAGUUUA